Messenger RNA from Zingiber officinale, 531 nucleotides. Its product is annotated as serine/threonine-protein kinase Aurora-1-like. Gene Ontology annotation, biological process: mitotic spindle organization; protein phosphorylation; regulation of cytokinesis. Gene Ontology annotation, molecular function: protein kinase activity; ATP binding. The record is from RefSeq and is a predicted model, not a curated record. The transcript has 5 exons. Bases 1 to 531 code for a protein of 176 amino acids. NCBI's taxonomy places the organism in Eukaryota, Viridiplantae, Streptophyta, Magnoliopsida, Zingiberales, Zingiberaceae. Gene Ontology annotation, cellular component: chromosome passenger complex; spindle midzone; spindle microtubule.
AUGGAUUCUCCUUUGAAAGCUUCAGAAUUGGAGAAACGAUGGACGCUAAAUGAUUUUGAUAUUGGGAAGCCCCUUGGAAGAGGAAAGUUCGGCCAUGUCUACCUGGCCAGGGAAAAGAAGAGUAACCAUAUCGUGGCAUUGAAAGUGCUUUUCAAGAGCCAGCUCAAACAAUCUCAAGUUGAGCAUCAACUGCGACGUGAAGUUGAGAUACGAAGCCACCUCCGGCAUCCAAACAUAUUACGCCUAUAUGGUUACUUCUAUGAUCAGACUCGAGUUUACUUGAUACUGGAAUAUGCAGCUAAAGGUGAACUCUACAAGGAACUACAGAAGUCCAAAUGCUUCAGUGAGAGGCGAACUGCUACAGUGAGUUCUUUUCAAACACACACUAACGUCGCUUCUGCUGAGGGUGGCCUCGAUCCCAUACUUGCCUACAUUGCCGGAGCAGAGAUCGAGCAGCUGCAGUGGUCUUCCUCCCAGCCCGACUGGGUUGCCAUUGCCUACUCCACUAAGCUUCAGAUUCUGAGAGUUUAA